AUGGAGAGUCCCCACGAGCACCAGCAGACGGUGCUGCUGUCGCGUAUUAUCACCAACGUGGAGAAACUCAAUGAAGCCAUCAUGGUCAUGAACAAGAGCCUUCAGGAGGUCAACAUCCAGAACAUGAACGUGGAACUGGUGGCGCAGAUGUUCAAGAACUACCAGUCCAACGUGCUUUUCCAUCUGGAAGCGACCGAGAACCUCCAGGAGCCGUCGUAA
This is a messenger RNA of Penicillium lagena, 219 nucleotides long. Its product is annotated as DASH complex subunit DAD4. NCBI's taxonomy places the organism in Eukaryota, Fungi, Ascomycota, Eurotiomycetes, Eurotiales, Aspergillaceae. The transcript has 5 exons. The record is from RefSeq and is a predicted model, not a curated record. Gene Ontology annotation, cellular component: DASH complex; mitotic spindle. Gene Ontology annotation, biological process: attachment of spindle microtubules to kinetochore. Bases 1 to 219 code for a protein of 72 amino acids.